AUGCCCCUUUCCCCGCAUUCGAUUUUCACCCUAACACGGUCUCAGGUAUCAGCUAUCAAAGAUCCCGAACACGGAGGGGAGGAGGAUGCCGCUGCUGACGACGAAUUAGAAAAGAAUCCAAAAUUGCUUCCACGUCCGAUUAGUAGUUUAAAGCAUCUGGGGUUACUUGGUUUUCAAGUUGGUGCUAUAGAACAGAUUGAUGCAACAUCUUUUCGUGUUUGGAGAAAAGCUAUAGUUUUGGGGAACUAUGAAUGCUUCUUAGACGUGAGGCUUACUAGAGAUAACAACAUAACAACUAGAAAGAUCUAUCAACUACAAUUUGUGUUGUAUCAGCUGCUGUUCCACCUAAUGAAGCAACAGAAACAAAAGGCUUUGAGUUUUCUCCUGAAGCAAGAGCACAAUGGGAAAGUGCAGAAAGAGUUUUACUCUAAACUUGUGAAGGGUGACAUCAAUGGGAAAGAUAAGGAAGUUUAUUCUAUAAAAUUGCCAGGAAAUCCGAAGCUUGGUGAAGGAAAACCUGAAAAUCAAAAUCAUGCGAUUGUUUUUACACGUAGAAAUGUUGUUCAAACAAUUGACAUGAAUCAAGAUAAUUAUUUUGAAGAAGCUUUAAAGAUGAGGAAUCUUCUAGAAGAAUUCCAUGAGAAUCAUGGUAUCCGUCUUGCUACCAUUCUUGGUGUCAGGGAACAUGUUUUUAAGGGAAGCAUCCUUCACGUCAAAUCAAGAAACGAGUUUUGUAACUCUUGGGCAACGUGUUCUUGCAAGUCCUCUAAAGGUCGUAUGCAUUAUGGUCAUCCCGAUGUGUUUGAUAGAGUCUUCCAUAUAACACGAGGUGGUAUCAGCAAAGCCUCUCGUGUCAUCAACAUUAGUGAAGAUAUUUACGCAGCUGGAGGAAAUGGAGAGCAGGUUCUUAGUAGAGAAAUAUACAGACUUGGUCAACUCUUUGACUUCUUCCGCAUGCUUUCAUUCUACUUUACUACUGUUGGAUUUUACUUGUGCACCAUGUUAACAGUGAUCACAAUGUACAUAUUUCUCUAUGGGAAAACAUAUCUGUGUUCAAUGGGAACUGUAGAUAAGGGAAACGAAAACUGUGAUGAUUCCCAAAACCCGAUAGAUAUAGAAAAAGGUGUAAAUUUGGAUAAAGAAUUGGCCAAUAUGAAUUCUGGAUUUUACACUUUUUGUGCGCACGGAACACUCUAUCAUAAUAUCGAUCAGUUAAUUUCAAGGGAUGGUAAAUCGAGGUAUUUACAGUUGUAUUUUUAUGACGGUGAAGCUGAAAUAUCACAGAGAUCCUCCUGGAAGAAUGUUGAUAGAAGAAUCAUCCAAAAACUAACACGUAUUCUAGCUUCGAAUCCGUACGUUAGAACAUUUAAACAGCUAUCUGAUCUAGGACCGCUUGAUAAUUAUAGAGUGACUUUGAAUGCAUCGGUGGAGCUUGACCAAAGGGUGUACAAUAAGCCUACCACAUCUGAGGUGUGA
Molecule: messenger RNA, 1476 nt
Organism: Lactuca saligna
Lineage: Eukaryota; Viridiplantae; Streptophyta; Magnoliopsida; Asterales; Asteraceae
Source: the annotation of a GenBank genome assembly